CUCAAAGCAGCUCCUCGUCUCCACCGACGCCCCUCAACUCCAAUCCCUACCCUUGGCUGAUACGCCGUCGUUUGGAGCCUCCGUUAGAAACCUCACUCUCCCUUCGCUGCAGCAACCAAUCCAUCAUCAUGUCAAGUUUCUGGGCUCCUGCAGUGGUCUGGUAUUUCUAACUUGUCAUCAGAGAUUGUUCUAUAUCUGGAACCCAUCACUUGGAUUCCUCAAACAAUUACCUGACCCAGGUUUUUCCUCAGAUAGAUAUAUCCUACGCUCUUAUGGCGCGGCCUAUUUUUGUGAUGACUACAGAGUUUUGGAAGUCUCCUGUCACUAUAGUGAUGAUGUCGGUGAGUGGGAGUAUGAGGUCGAGAUGUUCUCACUCAGAACUCACAUUUGGAAGAGGAUUGAAUCCCCUGGCUCCAAUUUUGAGCUCGAUGGACUGGGGAUUCUUUCCAACGAUGCACUUCAUUGGCUAUCCUCCGAGGAUGAAUUGGUUUGUUUUCGCUUGACAGAGGAGGAGUUCCGGACAGUGCAGCUCCCUAAUGAUGAUAGUAAUAGUUAUUUCUGCCAUAUUGGGGUGUGUGCAGGUUGCCUUUGUGUGUCGCGUUUUCCCAAGGGUGCUUGGGACUAUAUGGAAUUGUGGGUCAUGAAAGAAUAUGAGGUGAGUGACUCAUGGACUAUGCAGUUUAGGUUAGAGUUAUCUGAGCUAAAGGCCUUGAUGCCGACAGAAGUCUUGGUUUUGGAAAGUAGUAUAGUUUCCAGGAAUUGGACUGCAGGGGGGUACGAGUUGUUAAGGAUUGAUCAUAAAGAAGACAACAAGCGUUGGCGUUAUAUACUUGAGGGGCGUCAGUGUUCUUUGAUUGAAUAUGAAGAGAGUCUACUUUGGAUCAGUGGUUAUCAGUCGGUAAAAGAGACAGAGCAGGUCCCGAUACUUGAAACCGCUCACAAGGCGUCACAAAGCAGAAAUUGAAGGAAUGUUUUGCAUUCUAUUGAUCCAUGGGGUUCCGGGAUAUACGAAGGCUUCAUUCUAGUAGUGGUGUGGACCUGAUGAAAAGGUUGCACAUUUAGUUACAAUGACUUGAUGAGGUUUUGUCAAAAUUUCAGUAAGAUCUGUAGCAGCGCUAAUGUAUCUAUGUCCGAUGGCUGAGACCUCGGACGGAUUUAUAUUGUUCCAAGUCUAGCUUGACAAUGAUAAGUUGUGCCCAAGUUAUAUUCAUUUUGUUUGAUUAACGCUUUAUGUUGUGCGAAGAGAAAUGUAUGAUUGUAUUAUGUGUUGGUGUAACUGGAACU
This is a messenger RNA of Fragaria vesca subsp. vesca, 1284 nucleotides long. Its product is annotated as F-box protein CPR30-like. Gene Ontology annotation, molecular function: protein binding. The transcript is spliced from 2 exons. NCBI's taxonomy places the organism in Eukaryota, Viridiplantae, Streptophyta, Magnoliopsida, Rosales, Rosaceae. The record is from RefSeq and is a predicted model, not a curated record. Bases 365 to 964 code for a protein of 199 amino acids.